GUUUAAGGUAAAAAAUAUUGGACACAACUUCUGGACUGAUCUCAAGUCUGGCUUUCACACCCAUGCAGGGAAUCGAGCUUUUAAAUCCUCAAGCGAACCAGUUUGGAGGAACUGUGAGUAGUUAUUUUUCGGAGAUCAGGAGAACAACUUGAAACACACUCUUUUUGCUGGUUGUUUUCUACAUACAAAUGAUGAUGAAUGAAUGAUUUUAUAUGAUGCAAGUAUAAAGCAGACUAUCUUGUACUCCACUUUUAGAUUUUAGCAAGUUGCUUCAUUUACAUUCAAAAAUGGAAAUCGUAUAUUGCUCUUUAUGGAAGUACUAGCUAGGUAGAUUUGCAUUUCCCCCAAAAUCCUUUUUUAAAAUAAUAAUACUCCCCUACUACUAGUUUCUUACUAACAUUUAUUAAUUGGAAGAUAACUGAUUUGUAAGAAUUAUUAAUUGCAAGAUUACUGAUUUGUUUCAUUUUUUAUUGGAAAAAACAUUAUAUCGCUUAAAUGUUCUUGGGCUGGAAAAAACAAUUCAUUGAAUGAGUAAUGAAGUUGUUGUUGGAAUGGCUCGGCCUACUGGCCCAUCUGAAGGAUGGCUAAAGCCCAAAAUAAUUUAUUUGAUCAAAUACUACAAUAUACGUUGGAAUACGAAGUGCUGUUUUAUCUUUAACUGAGGUAUCCUUACUUGUUCGAGGUUGCGGUUACCGUAGCAGGAAAUGAGUUUGUUUAAUUGCAUUAGUAAUCAGUGCCCCUUGGGCUCCAAUUUUGGGUCUUCAAACAAAUUGGGGAGCUUUGGCGCCGUUCCCCAGCUGGGAGGAGCACAGAGAAGAGAUAAAUCCAGAAAUAGUCGCAGCAUCACUGCGUAUUAUGGUUUAAAAAGCCCACCUUACAAACUAGAUGCUCUGGAACCAUAUAUGAGCCAGAAAACGCUCGAGGUACACUGGGGAGUUCACCAUCGUGGUUAUGUUGAAGCUCUUAACAAACAUCUUGCAAAAAAAGAUGUACUGUAUGGAUAUACGAUGGAUGAGCUGAUCAAAGUGACAUAUAGCAACGGCAACCCGUGGCCUGAGUUCAACUCUGCAGCUCAGGUCUGGAAUCAUGACUUCUUUUGGGAAUCAAUGCAACCUGGAGGAGGUGAAAUGCCCACACUGGGCCUACUGCAGCAGAUAGAAAAGGACUUUGGUUCAUUUAUCAAUUUCAGAGAAAAGUUCGUAGAAGCAGCCAUUACAUCCUUCGGAUCUUGCUGGGUGUGGUUGGUUUUGAAAAGGGAGAAAAGAUGUCUUGCAAUAGUUAAAACAUCCAAUGCAAUUAAUCCUCUGGUCUGGAAUGACAUACCAAUAACUGGUCUGGAUGUGUGGGAGCACGCGUAUUAUUUGGAUUUCAAGAAUGAUAGAGCCAAAUACAUCAACACAUUUAUGGAUCACCUCAUAUCAUGGGAAGCAGCAGCAGCACGAAUGGCCCGUGCACAGUCUUUUGUAAAUCUAGGUGAACCCAAAAUCCCAGUUGCGUGAUACGCACCACCUUCGAUAUCAAAAACAGCUCCAGCAAUGGGAUUUUGUCAUAAUCUGCCAUAUUUCCAAUGUUGGAACGGAUUCAUCGCCUAUCUGUCAGCAUGCUGCCGCUUGCUUAAACAUGAGACGCUGAGGCAAUGCUGUGAUGGUGAUGAUUCCUUUGAUUGGAUAUUCAAAAUACUAAGAGAGAGGCGUUAGUUGCUAGAUGUUAAUGCUAGUGUUUAUGGUUGGUUAGUAGCCGUUGGGAAACUAAUGAUCUUAUUGAGAGCUCUGGUUAAGUAAGCCUUUGUUCAUAUUUGCUGGGAAUUCAAGCACAUGCCUUUUUUGUUCUACUUCGACUGAUUAUUAAAAGUAUCUACGUUUUGAUGUAAUUGUGAUUUAUUAACAAAAAUACUUAUUAUUAUUGAUACACUAUGUAUUGGAUUUGCUUCUCUUGCAA
Molecule: messenger RNA, 1938 nt
Organism: Salvia splendens (bonfire salvia)
Lineage: Eukaryota; Viridiplantae; Streptophyta; Magnoliopsida; Lamiales; Lamiaceae
Product: superoxide dismutase [Fe] 3, chloroplastic
Exons: 10
Coding region: 705-1499 (264 amino acids)
Biological process (GO): superoxide metabolic process
Cellular component (GO): chloroplast nucleoid
Molecular function (GO): superoxide dismutase activity; metal ion binding
Source: RefSeq, a predicted model, not a curated record